UAUAUAUAUCAGAUAGACCCCGAACAUUUCUCUAUCUGCAACAUUUUCCCUUUACAUCCGAUCCAACAAAAGUUCAAAAGAAGGAAAGACCUUAGUAGCCAUGUCUUCUUCUUCUUGUGUUGCUCAUGUGGCUCUCUUGCCAAGUGCAGGCAUGGGGCAUCUAACCCCGUUUCUAAGGCUUGCAGCAAUGCUCUGCCACCACCACUGCCACGUCACACUCAUAACCCCAAAACCAACCGUUUCUAACGCUGAAUCAAACCUUCUCUCAAAGUUCUUCUCUGCUUUCCCACAGGUCAACCAACUCAACCUUCACCUUCUCCCUUCUUCUCACACUGCAAAUGCAGACCCUUUCUUCCUCCAAUUCGACGCCAUUCGCCGCUCCUGCCACCUUCUCCAUCCUCUCUUGUCCUCCCUCUCUCCACCUUUACGUCAUUUGUCUAUGUCCUCAUUCGUCUAUGACAUGACACUGAUCUCACCCGUUCUUCCAGUUGCAACCGCCAUUGGCGUUCCUCACUAUAUCUUGUUCACUUCCUCUGCUUCCAUGUUCUGUUUCUAUUCCUACUUCCCCAAAGCAGCUGAAUCCACUUUUGACGGCGAUGGUAUUGAUAUUCCGGGUUUUUCAUCUGUGUCUAAAUCAUCGCUCCCUCCGCAGCUUCUUGACAGGGACGGUAUCUACCGCAAACUUUUCUUGGAAGACAGUCCUAAGGUCACAAAACUACAUGGUGUCUUUCUCAACACGUUUGAAGAGGUGGAGUCGAAGACUCUUAAGGCUCUUAACGCUGGGGAAGUGGUGAAAGACAUGCCACCGGUUCACGCUCUUGGACCCUUUGUUCCCUGCUAUGAGUUUGAGGGUUUAGGCGAAAGGGGAGAGUCAUUGAAGUGGCUUGAUAAACAGCCUAAUGGUUCUGUUAUUUAUGUUUGCUUUGGAAGCAGAAUAGCUUUGAAAAGUAACCAAAUUAGAGAGAUCGGAGAUGGGUUGGUGAGAAGUGGAUUCAGGUUUCUGUGGGUUGUGAAGGGUAACAAGGUUGAUAAGGAAGAUGAAGAGAAAGGGUUAGAAGGGGUAUUAGGAAUUGAGCUUGCAGAGAGGAUUACAAAGGACAAUAAGGGGUUGGUGGUUAAAGAAUGGGUUGACCAAAGGCAGAUUCUUGAUCAUAGUGCUGUUGGAGGGUUUUUUAGUCAUUGUGGUUGGAACUCAGUUAUCGAAGCGGCAUUUUAUGGUGUUCCCAUAUUGGGAUGGCCUUUGUUAGGAGAUCAAAAGAUAAAUGCAGAAUUUGUGGUGUCAAAUGGAGGGUUUGGUAUUUGGAAGAAGGAUUGGGGUUGGGAAGGGGAAAGGUUGGUGAGAGGGGAGGAAAUUGGAGACGCCAUUAAAGAGUUGAUGAGGAAUGAGUCUUUGAUUACCAAAGCUGAGGAAGUGAAAAUGGCCGCAAGGAAGGCCAUAGGUGUUGGUGGUGGUUCUGAGAUUAAUCUUCAGAAAAUCACUGAGCAAUGGAAGAAGAGUCAAUGAUAUCAAGCGUUGGUGGAUCAAUUCAAGAAUCAAUAUUGAAAAGUUGUUCAUGAGUGUAUUAUAUGCCUAUAUAAACUUCGAACACACUCCGCAUUGACUCCCUCAAGAAAAUAGUUGGCUCACGUUCUAUUUAGGUAAAUUAAAAGAAUAAAUUGUUUGGACAAGAAUAUUAGAUGAAUGUCUUAAUUUCAAUCUGAUUACAUUUUUGUCUA
Arachis duranensis is the source of this 1716-nucleotide messenger RNA. Its product is annotated as UDP-glycosyltransferase 708G1-like. NCBI's taxonomy places the organism in Eukaryota, Viridiplantae, Streptophyta, Magnoliopsida, Fabales, Fabaceae. The record is from RefSeq and is a predicted model, not a curated record. Gene Ontology annotation, molecular function: UDP-glycosyltransferase activity.